UAGACUGAGUGCAGAAAACAACUGCAUCUGAUGAUCUGUUUCGGUUGCUGGUGUUCUGUCAGACUUCUUUGACUUAGCUGGUGCCUAAUAGUGUAAGCAAUACUGGAUGUUUGCUUUCUCCUGAAGAUCUCAAGUGCUUUUGUCUGCAGUUUUCCCAUUGGAUUUAGCUGAUCUAAUCUCAGCAAGAGGAGAUCCAUGUACACCCCAAGUGGCUCGGUAUUGCCCAGUGGGCGCAGGCGAAGAGGCCAAGAUGGGAGUGCCUUGCCAAAGCAGCCAGAAAGGAGCCUGGCUUCUGCACUGCCUGGUGCCCUCUCCAUAACUGCUCUGUGUACUGCACUGGCAGAGCCUGCCUGGCUACGGAUUCAUGGGGGCACUUGUUCUCGCCAAGAACUGGGCGUUGCUGAUGUACUUGGAUAUGUUGACCCCGAAUUGCUUGCAGACUACUGCAUGAACCCCCAGACAGUAUUACUACUCCGGGUUAUUGCUGCUUUUUGCUUCCUGGGAAUUAUCUGCAGCCUCUCAGCCUUCCUGUUAGAUGUCUUUGGACCUAAACAUCCUGCUCUGAAGAUAACUCGGCGCUAUGCAUUUGCCCACAUCCUCACAGUGCUGCAAUGUGCCACAGUGAUUGGGUUCUGUUACUGGGCCUCUGAGCUGAUCCUCGCGCAGCAGCAGCAGCACAAAAAGUACCACGGCUCACAAGUCUACGUUACGUUUGCUGUCAGCUUUUACCUGGUGGCUGGAGCCGGUGGGGCCUCCAUCCUCGCCACAGCUGCCAACCUGCUGCGCCACUACCCCACCGAAGAGGAGGAGCAAGCCUUGGAGCUCCUCUCUGAAAUGGAGGAGAAUGAACCUUACCCAGCAGAGUAUGAAGUGAUCAACCAGUUCCAGCCACCUCCGGCGUACACACCAUAAUGCUACCAUUGGCUGACUGGAGGGGGAGGGAUUAGACUUUCUUCCAGUCCACGCCCCCCACCCCCAGAGCCUAGCUGCACACUUUGGCUUGGGAAUGGAUUCCCUUGCAGAGCCACUUACUGGUGCUUCUUUUCCCAGGUGGCUCACUUACUUCCAACUAUGGAAAGAACUGCCUUUGGGGGAUCACCCGAGCAGGGGUUUUUCCUUAGGCACUGACCUCCAGAGCAACCCUUUGUUCUUGGGUGGGUUUUCUGUUUGUUUUCUAGUCCCCUGCAUCAUUAUGUCAAGUGAGUGGCUGACUGACCAGCGUGACCCAGCGGCUCUGUGCUUUCUCUGUGACUCCAGUGACUGGCGCUGCUGUGUGGGGGUCCACAUGCUUUGCAGUCCAGUGCACAUACUCCCACUCCAAGAGGAAAAGCAUAGUUGCUCCAGGAAGAGGGCUUUGCCUUGUAUGUGACAGAGAUGGCACGUGCACAGCUUAACUGGGGAUGAGCCACAAUUUUGCAUUGUGAGGAGAUUUUUCAUGCUGGCAUAACUACUCAGAGUAGUGAAUUCAACAGUCAUGCACUGUUUAUUAUCCACCCAAGCUCAAUGCGCCUCUUUCCUUUUUUUCAAAAAAGAAAAAUGUGAUUUGCAUCAAUAUUUACAUUGGGGGGGCGGGAGAGUGUGUUCUGCAUUUAGCACACUUUAAGGUGGGAAUCUGGUCUCUAUGCACUGGUUUGUGGGGAGGUGACUCCUUUCCAUUGAUAUAUGUACUGCCUGGAAGGCACGGUACGCUUGCUGCCGCCCCUGCUUCAUCCACUCCCACAUUCUGCCUCAUGCUACUUAACAAAAGCAUUUUGCACUUUAUUUGCUGUUCAUGCAGCCCCCCCCCCCUUCCCUCCCCAGGUACUUAGAGGAGGGAGAGUCAAUAAAACUUGGCAGAACCAGCUCCAGGGUAUUGCCACUAUUGAGAUUCUCUUGGAUAGGUUUGUAGGUACUGGACUUGAUUGGGGGUAAAGGAACAGGGCUUGGCCCACAGAAGAAGUGCUGUUCCAGUUGGGGCACACUGGAUUGGCACUAUUGCUACAAACACACAGCCUACGGUAGGCUUAGGACGCGUUUUUAAAACACACUGGGUUUAAAGAUUAACAGUACUGAAAUUUGUUCAGUGAUCAUCAUCUCAUCUAGUGAUCUAGAUUAUAUGCAACUACCCGGCCCCAGGCAUGAUUUUAAUCUAUUUUUACUUAAACCUUUUCUAACUACCCAUGGUCCUUAGCCCGUCUAACCCCAAAAUUAUUUCUUCCAAAUUAAGUGGGUAUAUUAGGGAGGGUCCUGAUCAUUAACAGAAUGUGAUAUAAGAGCCUCUGAAAGUGAAGAGAAAAAUGAUUGAUUUCCCUUUUGUUUGUGCAUAUUGUGGUACACUGAGCUAAAAUCACUUAGAAUAAGCCAGUGAUUUCCCUUACUCACUGAAGCCAUCUGUUGUUGACUGAGGCAUGGCUUGUGUAGACUGGAAAAUGUGGGAAGGAAAGUGAAAUAAACCUAUCAAGGUUGUAGUUCUUGCUUAAAAAUGUAAUGCCCUUUGAAAGAAGAGGAAAUAUUUAAAUGUUUCCGUGCUUUCAGUAUGGGAUGUGCUCUUACUCAGCUUAAGAUGAGGUUCAGUUAUGUGUCAAUACCUGAUUAAUGGUACUGCCUGUAUACGAACACUGAACCUAUAUCCAGUAGGCAGUGCUGUCUUGUCUCCCUCCUGAAUUAAUAUCUUGGUUUAGUGUACCAGCUUCUCUCUGUCCUUCCCAUGUUUGUUCUAGUUCUUGCAGGGGAAGAUAUGCACAGGGUAGGCUGGCAUCAGUCAGUCCUGGCUACUGAUAUGAAAUGUUAGAAGUCCGUCUAUAGAGGAAGGCAUGACAUGUUAGUGGCUUUUUUGGGAGAGUGGGGCAAAAGCUCCAAUUAAAUUCUAGAGUGAGACACUUGACCCUCUGUUGUGUCAUCUGAAAGACGUAGAGGAAAAUGACUGUGCUUUAGAGUUCCGUAACAGUGCAGUGUGGGGGGAAAAGUAGGAAGAGCAAUUGUUCUUUGCAGAGGAACAGCCCGCCAAAGGCUUUCAUUGCACUGCAGUCCAAUGGAUAAUCUGAUGCAAACUUGGGUACACAGCCAAAAAGAGAGUAUCCAGUGGUUCAGCCUCUAAUUUUGUGUCCUGUUCUUGCUAUCUGAUCACCCUCGGCUCCAGGAAAGGACCUAUCAAGAAUUCACAAAGUGGACUUCGUAGCACCUUUUGGGUGUGGUGCGAGUGGAGGUCAUCCCUUCUCCUCUCCAUUCAGUAGUGUGCUGCAUAUGAGAGAAGAGUUUGACUGUAAAUAGUGUGCAUAAUUUUACUGUCUCCACUUAAACUCUAAUCUUUGGAUCCUGAAGAGAUUGAUUUGAAGCCUGGGGAUGUUUUUGUUGAUUGAUUUCUUGCAGUUGUCUCCUUCACUGGCUCUGGGAAGGGAAAGCAACCCUGGCAGCACCUCCCUGUGCCAAAAGGAGUUGGAUUUGUUUCUGGGAUGGAAAUGGCUUCAUGCAGCUGUUUUCCACAGAUGGGACUUGACCAAAAUUGAUUUCCAUGUAAUCUGUGUACUUGGUUACUGUGAUCACUUUUACACCUUGAACAUCAUUCAUGA
Messenger RNA from Gekko japonicus, 3548 nucleotides. It is a transcript of the gene TMEM127, whose product is annotated as transmembrane protein 127. Gene Ontology annotation, biological process: negative regulation of cell population proliferation; negative regulation of TOR signaling. Lineage: Eukaryota; Metazoa; Chordata; Lepidosauria; Squamata; Gekkonidae. The transcript has 3 exons. Gene Ontology annotation, cellular component: membrane. The record is from RefSeq and is a predicted model, not a curated record. Bases 196 to 912 code for a protein of 238 amino acids.